UCAACUUUAAAAGAUACACGUUGUUUGUCUGAUGUACCUUUGUUUACUUUGCUAGACUGAUAAGAUUAAUAUUUUACUGGGAUUCACAGGUGUCGCCAAACACAAAAUGGCUUCCAUUGCGUGUCCUCUGGAUCAAGCCGAAUGGAAGGACAGAUCGAGGCACUGCGUGUCCAACGAACAGAGCUACCACUGCCUGGGGGACGAGUAUGGGAAUCUAGUCGACGCCUGUGUCGACCCAGUGUGGAUACAACCAGGGCACUGCCCGGUGUUUAAGAGCGAGGAACACCGAGUGGAAUCGGUCGUCUGCCAACCUUCGGAGUACAUCUGCCCUGACGCUGUAUACCAAUCUAACCAGGUCUUUCUAUACCCUGCUUGUAGAAUGAACACACAGACAAGCAAUAAACCACCACCGCCACCUUACACUGUGGCCAUGAGUAACCAGUCCACCACCCCUGCCCCCGUGCCCGCGGAAGAGCCGGCAUCCUGUGGACCAGCAUGCAUUGGGAUCGCUGUCGCCGUACCCAUCGUAUUGAUACUGCUGGGGGUGGUCAUUGUUUUAUUCCUCAUCAAACGGAGGUCAGCCUCUAGGGGCGGACAAAAGAAACCGUUACCUAACAUACUGCAGCGAUUUCAGAAAAGUGAUAAACAAGAUAGCACACAAAUUGAACUUGAAAACGAAGAACAGAAGAAGAAACUAUUGGAUGUUCAACAGAAGAAACCAGACAUGAAUAAUAGAGAUGAUCUGAAUCCGUUCUUGGAUGAUAUGAUGGACGAGGAUAACGAAGAGACAGGUCCAUGGGACCUCUUCCUGAAAAGCUUAAAUUUGAUGGUUGACAAGCUGUACAAGCCUCCAAGCGCCGAGAAUCUUGGAACCCGCCUACGCUCUCUGGAAGCCAUGUCGAUAGUUGGCAAAUGGGGAAGCGGUCGAACAACUCUGACAAAGCAAGCCAUUCUGGAGUGUGCGUUAAAUUUCGUCAACAGCACCUGCAAAUUUACAACAAUUGACAGAGUUACAGACUGGAAGAAAGGUGUGCAUGACGGCUGUGUGAGUUUCAUUUACCUACCUGACUGUAUCAAAGAGUGGUACACACCAAGCCAUGUGGAAGACCUAGCAAAAAGUUUAACAAGUUUGUUUGUUGAAUCUCGUGGUAAAUGUUUUGUAAUAUUGGGUGUCAGGGACAUCGUUUGGGAAAAGUUUAAACACGUUUUAUCACAGUGUGAUAUUUUCAAAGAAGAAAGAUUAAAUUUUAUGCAAGACAAAGAAAAUCUCUCUUCAAAGGACUAUAGAGAGAUACUGCAUAAACAACUUCAUGGGAAUAAUGCAAUCGUAGAUGUCUCCGAAGAUAUACAAGUUGAUGACAAAUCUAAGAAAGCUACUCUCGGCUCCAAAAACGCAGAACUUCUUGUUGCCAAAGAGAAUAGUGUCAUAGGAUUACCUGAACUUAUGGCCCUCUCAAGUAAAAAUCGUCGAAUUUUAAGUAACGUUGCGAGAUUUUGUGCGGAACCUUUAAGUGUUAUCAAAGAUGACUUGAAACAAAUGUCGGAAUCUCCGAAGAUUUCAGAAAAACACAAGUUUGUGGUGCUAACCUAUGCAAUGAUUCAUAACGGCAGAUUCAGUUUGCAAAAACUGAAUGAGAAUUUGCUGAGGUCGAUUCGAACCAUUUUUGCCGUUUUUAGUCCCCCUGAUGACUACUUUGAGGAUGCAGUUGACAAACUAAUGGAAGAGUAUCUUGAAAUUAGCACAGACAAAGCAACGUAUUAUAUACAACAUGAAAUCAUAACGCGCAUUCUCUUUGAGAUUGUUGCAGAGAGUAAGAUAGACUUUCUUAUUCAGAAUUGCGACUCAAGGCUUCUACUGAACUGUAUCCGUCCUGCCACGUUUACCUUUUCUUCCAUCUUUGGCAAACUCAACAAGGAACUCGUGGUGGGAAUUGAACCAGGCCACCAUCAAGCCCUGUGUGAAAGAUUUAAGCAAAUAGAGAGUGGGGGCGAAAACGAGGUCCGGAAACACGUGAUUAUUGAAGAUGCAGCAUUUCAGAGACUCAUGGUGUAGUUUCAAAAUUAUUUCCUCUAUAUCUUUUUUACUUUUACAUAACGUUUAACUCUAAUUUUUAAAUCGAUAUAUAGUUUAAGAUAUCAGUGUUCAUUUACUUUGAAGUAUCUGAUGUAAAUUAAACAGUUAUAUCUUUUUAUAUAGCAGCAUCUAUGAAUAUAAGUCAGUAAUCAAUAUACGCUACUUUGCCAAAUAAAGUUUUGUACACAAAACAAAA
Molecule: messenger RNA, 2270 nt
Organism: Magallana angulata
Lineage: Eukaryota; Metazoa; Mollusca; Bivalvia; Ostreida; Ostreidae
Exons: 8
Coding region: 107-2053 (648 amino acids)
Source: RefSeq, a predicted model, not a curated record